AUGAACGCCACACCUCCCGACUCCGAGAUCCAUCUCACUCAACCAGAAACCAAAAUCUCGAGAUGGGUUACAGAGACGGUCGACGAAUCCACCAUCCACGGCGUCGAAAGCGAGCUCCUGGUUCUGCGGAAAAUGCUCGAGAAACCAGAAGAUGACGGCGGUGGAAAUGGGUUCAGGGCAAUCGGAGUCACCGGAGUCCGAGGGAUAGGGAAAUCGACGGUUUGCCGGGCCUUUCUCCAAAACCCAGAAGUGAAAUCCAAGUUUCUCCCGAGGAUUUGGGUCUCCAUGUCGAGAAUUUUCAGCGAAGACAGAGAUCCCAAAAUCGCUGUACUCAAGAGAAUAUUAAUCUCUCUCGGAGUCGGAAUAGACACAAAUAUUCCCGGUGAACAAACACUCCGCCGCCUCCUCUACACCCUCCGCUUGCAACUGAGAGGGAAACGGUAUCUGGUUGUGCUGGAUGACGUACAAGAAUCGGAAACAGAGGAAGAACAAAAUGGGUUUUGGGAUUUGAAAUCUUCCCAGAAAACCGGAGAGAAUUUGAGAGAUGGGCUUCCAAGAGGGGAAGGCGGGGCAAUUAUAGUGACGAGCAGAAGCGAGAAAGCUGCAAAAGGUAUGGUGGGUGAGGGAAAUUUGCGGCGUUUGGUUCCUCAGAAAGACCCAGAAAGUUUGUGGAAAAUAUUCUGGCAAGAAGUUGCAAAGGACGGCGAUUCCAGCCGCCAUCGCCAUCGCCAUCCUUCAAAUCUGAAGGAAACCAAGGUGGAGGUGAUGAAGAAAUGCGGCGGCCUUCCACUGGCGGCCAAGAUGAUGGGUCAGAUUAAGUUCAUCCAACGAGAUUCCAACAAUCUCAACACUUCUUAAUUCUCUCUGCUUUCUCUUUUCUUUCCCAUUUUCUUCUCACAAUUACAGUGUGUUUGUUUGUUACUUUCAAAUUAUUUUUAA
This is a messenger RNA of Cucurbita moschata (crookneck pumpkin), 939 nucleotides long. RefSeq names its product probable disease resistance protein At4g19060. Gene Ontology annotation, biological process: defense response to other organism. The record is from RefSeq and is a predicted model, not a curated record. Gene Ontology annotation, molecular function: ADP binding. Bases 1 to 858 code for a protein of 285 amino acids. The transcript has a single exon. Lineage: Eukaryota; Viridiplantae; Streptophyta; Magnoliopsida; Cucurbitales; Cucurbitaceae.